Messenger RNA from Aureobasidium uvarum, 1146 nucleotides. The record is from the annotation of a GenBank genome assembly. Lineage: Eukaryota; Fungi; Ascomycota; Dothideomycetes; Dothideales; Saccotheciaceae.
AGCACUGGAGCAGUGGUUCCCACACACGCCAGCAGUAUUCUGGUCCGAUACAUGCGUGGAACACAACGGCUUCUUCGGCAAACCCUACCUCUAUCCCACGAGCUCAUCCACCGACCAGGCANNGCAACUUUAGUAAUUACAGACGAUCAAAAAAUCGUAUCGACAUAUUUCCGUCUCAUUGUCAAGAUUCUGGAAUCUCCUGACCGUGGGAGUCAAAGCUCGGCAUCGAGUACAUCCAGCAAAGCCGACUACAGAUGGCAUGAGAUGGGAUUCAUGUCCUGCUCAUCAGGGACGAAGAGCAUGAUUAUCUGUUUCAAUGUACCGGACAGUGUUAUUGGCGAUCUACACAAAACACUGCCUACAAACUCCGAGCAGAGCAAAGAUCCAUAUGGAUUGCACAUACCGUUGUUGGAAGAAUUGAUCAAGUUGUAUGAUCGAAGCAUUUGGGCCAUGGCAAAGAAAGUCCGAGAGAUUGAANAAGAACCAGGAAGGCGCAGCUCCACAACUCCUUCCCUCCCAUCGAGUUUACCUCUUCCCAGUGAACCUGCCAAACCAACAGGUCUCGCAAGAACGACCGAGAACUUUGAGUAUCUCUUCGAAAUCUCGCGACACCUGGCCCACAGUGUCGAAACAACACAGAUAGCCACUGAAGUUGUGGAGCGCAUGAAAGAUGCCUGCGACUCGCUCCUUCUCGCCCAUAGAACUCCGAUACUUGUUUCAAGGGUGCAGAGGUUGAGUUUCUUGCAUAGUUUGCUCAGAGGACUUUCGGCGAGGUCGGUGUCCAAUGAGAAGAGAUUGACCAGCGAGCAAGUCUUGCGCGAUAGCAAGGUCAACAAAGAUAUGUCAUUCUUCAGCUCCGAGAUAGCGCUCGCCACCAGAGCAGAUGGUGCAGCCAUGAAGACUAUCGCCCUCGUCACUCUGACCUUCUUGCCUGCUACUUUCGUUGCUGUACNNGCACUCCUCGGCAUGAACUUCUUCACGGUCGAUCUGAAGACGCCGGGCGGACGAUUGACUUCGACAAAAGACUUGUGGAUUUAUUUUGUCAUCGGGGUGCCGUUGACGAGUAUCACCAAAGAGGAAAAGAAAGCGGAACUCCGCAAUAAGCGAAUGGGGAGGGAGGGUGAUGUUGAGAAAGCUGGGUCCUAA